This is a messenger RNA of Penicillium lagena, 1158 nucleotides long. RefSeq names its product proteasome regulatory particle base subunit RPT6. Gene Ontology annotation, biological process: proteasome-mediated ubiquitin-dependent protein catabolic process. The coding region runs from base 1 to 1158 and encodes 385 amino acids. Lineage: Eukaryota; Fungi; Ascomycota; Eurotiomycetes; Eurotiales; Aspergillaceae. Gene Ontology annotation, molecular function: proteasome-activating activity; ATP binding; ATP hydrolysis activity. The transcript has 4 exons. Gene Ontology annotation, cellular component: proteasome regulatory particle, base subcomplex. The record is from RefSeq and is a predicted model, not a curated record.
AUGGCUUUGGACAAUUACUACCGCAACAAGAUCGAGGGUAUGAAGCUCGAGAUUAUUCAAGGACAAGCGGUUCUACGACGACUAGAAGCACAACGCAAUGACUACAACUCCCGAGUACGCCUCCUGCGGGAGGAGCUCGGGCUCCUGCAACAGCCGGGCUCCUACGUGGGUGAGGUGGUGAAAGUGAUGAGUACCAAGAAGGUCUUGGUGAAGGUACACCCGGAAGGCAAAUACGUGGUGGACAUCGCAGAUGGAGUGGACAUUGGGAAACUCACCGUCGGAAAACGUGUCGCUCUCCUUUCGGACUCGUAUAAGCUGGAGAAGAUGCUGCCGUCGUCGGUUGAUCCACUGGUCUCGCUCAUGAUGGUCGAGAAGGUCCCGGACAGCACAUAUGACAUGAUCGGUGGGUUGGACCAGCAGAUCAAGGAGAUCAAGGAGGUCAUCGAACUGGGCCUCAAGCACCCGGAGUUGUUUGAGUCACUCGGUAUUGCGCAGCCGAAGGGUGUCUUGCUCUACGGCCCCCCGACUCUGCUGGCGCGAGCCGUGGCGCACCACACCGAUUGUCGGUUUAUCCGAGUCAGCGGAUCCGAACUGGUGCAGAAGUAUAUUGGUGAAGGUAGCCGCAUGGUGCGUGAGCUGUUUGUCAUGGCUCGAGAGCACGCCCCCAGCAUUAUCUUCAUGGACGAAAUCGACAGCAUUGGGUCAAGCCGGAUAGAUUCGGCUGGCUCUGGUGACUCGGAAGUGCAACGGACGAUGCUGGAGUUGCUGAACCAGCUGGAUGGAUUUGAACCCACCAAGAAUAUCAAGAUCAUUAUGGCGACGAAUCGACUGGACAUCCUGGAUCCUGCUCUGCUGCGCCCAGGGCGGAUUGACCGGAAGAUCGAGUUCCCUCCACCCUCGGUCGAAGCUCGUGCGGAUAUUCUGCGGAUCCACUCGCGGUCCAUGAACCUGACGCGGGGGAUCAACCUCACCAAGAUCGCGGAGAAGAUGAACGGGUGCUCUGGUGCUGAGCUGAAGGGUGUCUGCACAGAGGCAGGCAUGUACGCACUGCGGGAGCGCCGGGUGCACGUCACACAGGAAGACUUUGACCUGGCGACAGCUAAGAUCCUUAACAAGCACGACGACAAGGAGGUCGCGGUGUCGAAGCUGUGGAAGUAG